AUGAAGGAAGAGGGCCCAUUUUCUAGUUUUCUUAAUUCUGCAGUAACGCGAUUGAGCGGCGUGGUUAACGAAGCUGUUCAACCAAAACACAACAUUCGUAUGGGAAAUGCAGGUGCAGGUGAUGGAACAAAUCAACGGGCGUUUUCGGAAGGCGACUCAGCAUUGGACCAAAACGAGCAGGCCAGGUCUUACACCGGAAAGGCAAGAAGCAGUAAAGAUAAAGAUGAGGUUCCUUUCGGGGAAGGUGAAUUAAAAUUGGAAAACUUUGAAAAGGAUGUUGCAAGGAAUGGAAAGCCUGAGUUAGGUCAAGAAGAGUCGGUAAAACCUGAAGAUGUGGAUGCUGAUCGGGAGCCAGAGGCUAUUGAUACUUCACCUCCGCGAAAUAAGGUUGUUAAUAUGCAGCCCCAUACCUCUAAUUUGCCGCCUUUGGAGCAAACAGCAACUCAAGGCUCGGCGGUUACUUCAGCGUCCCGAAAAAUAUCCAUAGCUUCUUCUGCAGGCGGAGAUCCUGGGAGCUUGUCUGGGUAUGCUUUUGCUAGCAAUAAACGAAACCAUGAUUUUCAUGUCAUUUUUAAAACCCUUCCUUCUGAUGACCAUCUCAUUGACGAUUAUGGUUGUGCCCUGCAAAGAGACAUCUUCCUGCAUGGAAGGCUGUAUCUCUCGGAGCAACAUAUAUGCUUUAAUUCUAGUAUAUUUGGUUGGGUCACGAGUAUCAUUAUACCGGUUACAGAAAUUGUUUCUGUUGAAAAAAAGUCCACCGCCGUCGUUUUUCCUAAUGCCAUACAAAUAACCACUCUCCAUGCUCGUUAUGUGUUUGCUUCUUUUAUUUCUCGUGAUACCACCUUUCAAUUGAUUAUUACCAUCUGGAAAAAUAUUCAUCCCUUCUUAAAUAUGGCUGCUAAUGGGUAUAAUGUAUCCGACGCUACUCGAAAGCAUCUUGGGCAUGGAUACAGUCGGUCUGAUGGUGAAUUUUCCAACAGCUCUGAAGACGACGAUGAUCAGUACGAUGAUUCUGAUGGCAAUACUGAAGAGAAUGAGGACGUUUCGGAUGAUGACGGUGCUAAUCAAUCACAAAGUUCCGAAGGAUUCGAACAUGAGCCCAACGUUUCCAAACAUGAAAAUGGCUCUGAUGACAAUUUAGAUAAAAAAAAUAGUAAUCAGGUUUCCGAUGAUAACUUCCAGUUCGUUACACAGGUCACUUCUCACGCUCCAACCUCGUGGACCGGUAAUCCUCUUUCCCAUGUCCUUUGUUCAAAGGAAGCCAUCCCACUUCCGCUCUCAACUGUUUUUUUGCUGCUUUGGGGAUCUGAUACUACUUGGCUAACUAAUUUUUUCAAGGAGGAAAAGCUUUCUGACAUUAAGUUUAGUAGAUGGAUGAAAGAGGAAGACAAAUGGACACGAAAAGUACAGUACAUAAAGCCAGUAGCUCCUCCAUACCGACAAACAACUUGCUACAUCACAGAUACAAUCGAGCAUCUCGAUAUUAACGAUUAUAUCCAAGUAUUAUCUAUAGCUUCUACUCCAGACGUUCCCAGUGGUUCUUCUUUUUUAACAAAGACCCAAUAUGCUUGUUAUUGGGGUAGUAAUUCAAAAACAAAACUGGAUGCGAGUUACUCUGUUGAUUGGAGUAAGAGUUCCUGGCUGAAAGGUCCUAUUGAAAAAGGAGCACAAGAAGGUCAAAUGGCAUACAUGAAGAGCCUAAUUAAUGCUCUCGAAUCCUAUAAAUCUCCCGGGAAAGGAAAACGAAAACGAAAAACAGUCUUGAAAAAGAAGAAGGAACCACCUUCAAUGAGUUCGGACUCCAAAGAAGCAAAUUCUUCAAAUAGCCAGUCAUCAGUAUUAGCCUCAUUGGGCAAUUUUGUGAGCUAUAUUCCUAAAGGACUGUCUUUUCUAUCGCAACCUAUCUAUUUGCUUUUUGUUUUGAUGUUUUUUCUGAUUAUCUUACAAUGGUGGUAUAUGGGACGGUUAGUUCAUCCUAAAAACCCUACAUCGCCUUUUCGAAAUCCUGCCUUAGAAGGAGAUUCCGUGGAGCAUAUACCAAUGGACGACUUCACUUUCAAAUUAUGGCUUUCGUCAAGAAUGGACAGCAUUGAGCAGGAGCGAGAUUAUUUGUAUGAUGCCGACGCGGUAAACAUAGAGAAUGGGAAACUUAAAGUAGCUACUGAUUAUAUGGAACGAAAAUUAAGGAAACUAAAAGAUAGACUUGAGAAACUGGAAAGUGAACGAGAUUAA
Messenger RNA from Schizosaccharomyces osmophilus, 2232 nucleotides. RefSeq names its product sterol transfer protein Ltc1 (gene ltc1). The transcript has a single exon. The record is from RefSeq and is a predicted model, not a curated record. The coding region runs from base 1 to 2232 and encodes 743 amino acids. Lineage: Eukaryota; Fungi; Ascomycota; Schizosaccharomycetes; Schizosaccharomycetales; Schizosaccharomycetaceae. Gene Ontology annotation, biological process: intracellular sterol transport. Gene Ontology annotation, cellular component: mitochondrion; endoplasmic reticulum membrane; cortical endoplasmic reticulum. Gene Ontology annotation, molecular function: sterol transfer activity; sterol binding.